Messenger RNA from Drosophila serrata, 5466 nucleotides. RefSeq lists its product as uncharacterized. Gene Ontology annotation, cellular component: nucleus. Gene Ontology annotation, molecular function: zinc ion binding; sequence-specific DNA binding. The record is from RefSeq and is a predicted model, not a curated record. Lineage: Eukaryota; Metazoa; Arthropoda; Insecta; Diptera; Drosophilidae. Gene Ontology annotation, biological process: regulation of gene expression.
CGGACGUGAAAUCUGUGAUGCGGCGACAGGUAGCAGGUGGCGUAGUUUACCUUUACCGCUCUGCGAAAGUCAAGCCGCGACAACAACGGCAACAAUAACUAUAAUCGCAACAACAUUCUUAAUUGUGUUUACCUUUGAUUGCCGCUGCUGCAGCGAGGAAAAGUGAGACUGGCGACUGAAAUAACUGCGAUUCGUGCGUGUGUGUUUGUGUCUUGUCGCGUCCUCCGCCGCCGCCCGCCCUGUUUUUGUUUGUUUGUUUUUUGGUUCUUAUUCUCACUGUCGCCGUUCCUGCCUCUGUCUCUGUCGCUGCAAGUGCACUCGGUUUUCCUUUUCCCCAAUUGGAAUGUGCAGCCAAAGAAAAGCAGAGCAAAGCCACAACAACAAGGCAAAGGAAGAGGGCAAAUAAAAGAACAAAUCAGAGAAACAACGGUAUUUUGUCAACGAGAAAACCGAGGAGAAUUUUAUAUAAGCACUAAAAGCACAUAGCAUAAUCUACUAUUCACAUACAUUCUGCCACACAACAACAACAACAACAACAACAACAACAGCACUCGCAAUAAAAACAAGGCAACCCAACCUACUACAUCUACAACUACAGCAACAACAAUAACUGAAGAAUAAGCAACGACGAGGCAACGGCAAAAAGUACUAAUAAAUACAAUUUUACACAUUCACAUUCCAUUUUUGAUUCUUUUGUGUGUGAAAAACUUAUAAGAGAUAAAAGCAACAAGAACAACAAAGCAACACGAAACCAACGGCAAAUAACAAAAGUAUCAGCAGCAGCAGCAGCAACAAAAACAACAACAGUAAGCAGCAUAGCAAAGCAGCGACGUUGACGACGACCGCGGCAGCGAAGAAGAAGAAAGAUAAAUACAUAGCAAUUUCGACUAAAUAAAGUUUGCCAACCGUCGUCGGUCCAAGCGAACGUUCCUGUGUUCCUCCGCAUUCCCGGUCGUUCCUGCAAAACGGUGUACCGCAAUACGCAACCCCCCCCCAAGUUCGCUCUCACGUGCCACUUGUUGCCGGCUCUGCUCACUCUACACCCCCUACACCCCUCUCUUCGAUUCAUCCACGAUUGAGAGCUGUGGGUGAGGCAAGGCAAGGAAGCUGGCAGAAGAGACUAGAGGAGUCUGAGGAAGAGGGACGGGAUGCAGUUGAUGGCUAGCGGUUACGGUCACACCACUAUCAUCGUUGCUUCCUGUUCCUGUUGCUCCCGUUCCAGUUACCCCCCCGUUUCCGUUCCAGUUCCCGUUCGCCCUCUGCAGGAUGGAGAGCGAACAGCAACAGGAGGCGGCGGGCGGAAGUCCACAGUUGUGUCGCAUCUGUAUUACCACCCACCACAACAACAACAACAAUAACAACAACAAUAGCAACAGUAAUAGCAACAACAAUGCCGCCACCAUUGCGCAAAUGAUUCCCAUCUUCGGCGAGGAUGCGCUCUGGCAGAAGAUUACCACGCUGGCCAACGUCAAGAUCAGCAAAAAUGAUACCCUGCCGCAGCAGGUAUGCGUAGACUGCGCCCAGCUGACCAUCUCGGCAUGCCAGUUGAAAAAGAAGUGCGAGGAGGCGGACCACUUUUAUCGCCAGCAACUGCUGUCCCGUCGACAGAAGAUCGAGGGCGUAGAUCCGUUGGAGGUUAGCUCCGCCGCUGCUGUCGACCAGGCCAAGAGCAGUGGCUGCAGCAGCGGCAGCGGUAGCAGCAGUGGCAGCGGCAGCAGCUCCACCAGCAGCAGUUCCUCCUCCGACGAUGAUGAGGAGGAGGAGGAGGAGGAGGACAAUGAUAACGAACAAGACAAUGCCGGAGGCGGUGCUCCGCACAAGCGUUUGCCCAAUGGCCAUGGCAUUAAUGGCCAUCGUGGGGAAGAAGAUGAUCAGGAUCAGGAUCAGGAUCAGGAUCAGGAUCAGGAUGAGCAGGAUAACGAUAACGAUCUGGAAGCAGUCGAAGAGGACGAAGAUGAGGAGCUGGAGGAGGGCCAGCGCAACGGCGUAGAGUUGGUCGUAGGCAAGCCAGAUGAUAUGGAGGAGCUGAAUCCGUUGGAACACCACCAUCACCACACCGAUGACGAUGGUGAGAUUACCGUCCAUGGUGUGCAUUCUAAGGACCCGCCGUUCGACAUUAACUCGAUCCGGCUGAUGCAGGAAUACAUGCAGCAUCAGAUGAACAAGUUCCCCAAUGGCCAGACGGGCCAGGAUAUGGACCUUGAUCUUGACCAGCAGCAGCAGCAGUUGCAUAACCAACAAGACGACGUUGAUGACGACGAUGAGGAUAUGUCGCUGCCGCUGAUACCAGAGAUUGAGCUUAUUACGCCGGGCGAUGAGCCACCGCCAUCAGAAGGCAACGGCCUGGCAAUCAACGGCGUGGUCCAGGGAUUGGGUGGACCGGGUUUCCAGUGCCCGCACUGCUAUCAGAUCUUCGAGAUGAGGCAGAUCCUCAAGGCGCACAUGCAGAGCGUGCAUGGUGCCCCGGGACCGGUGUACGAGUGCAGCAAUUGCCGCAAGACCUACUUCUACAAACGCUUCCUGGAGAAGCAUAUCCGCCGUGGCCGUUGCGUCAAGAAGCGUCGCAAUCAAACUCGUCCCAUGCAGUGCUCGGAUUGCCAUGUUCUCUUUCCAACGGGCCAUCAUCUUGGCUGGCACAAGCGCACAGGAUGUCCUUCGAAGGCGGCCAAGAUGCCCCUGCAGCAGCUGUUUAAGCAAAAUAUAGUGCAGUUUAAUAAUUUUCCCAAGCGUAUAGCUGCGGGAGGUGGCGUUGCAGGAGGUGGAGGUGCAGCAGCAACACGCAAGCCCAUAGCUCCUGAGCUUCAUGUGAUUAACAAUCGCAAGCUGGGCUUAGUGAACAAGCGCAAGGGACGCACUCGCAUCAAGCUGGAUGCCAAGAAGAUUGCUCUGGCCAAGCAGCUGAUAUUGCGCGAGGCCACCACCACGGUGAUUGCAAACGAACUGAACAUUUCGCGCACAUUUGCCUGGCGCCUGCGCAAGAGUUUGGUCAAUGGGGUCAGCUUGCACGAGCGCGUGGUGGAUCCUUCCCAAGAGGAUCAACAUCAGCAGCAGCAACACCAGCAGCAACAGCACCUCCAGCAGUUGCAGCAGCAACACCAUCAUCACCAGCAGCAGCAACAGCAGCAAGUCCAUAAGCAAGAGGAGCUGGAGCGCGAGCGUGAGCGAGAGCAUCAGCAUUUGAACCUGCCAUAUGGCCACCUGGGACUGGGCCUCAUCAAGGAGGAGCAGCAGGAUAGCGAGGAUGAGCAGCAGCAGCAGAAUCACCAUCAGCAACAGCACCACCACCAAAUCGGUUUGAUGGACGAAUACGGAGCGGACGAGAUUGGAGCCGAGGAGACUGCCGGCUAUAUGGGCGAUGAGGAUGCCGUUUCCGGAUUGCUCCACAAUGGCUAUGAUCCCGAUUCCGAUCCCAUUGAGCAUGAUCCCUUCGAGGGCACCACCGCCACCACCGAGAAUGAGCGACAUUCCAAUGGGCGUCGUCCCGGUUCGAUUUCGCCAGCGGUACCAGUUCCGGUGCAAGUCCAUGCGGUCACGCGUCCGGAAGUUGAGGCCUACAAGCGUCUGUUGGCCGAAUCCCAGCACUUUCCCCACAUUGUCAAUGCCCAGCAGUUGCAGUUGCAGCAACAACAGCAGCAGCAGCAGCAACGGGAGAGGGAAAGGGAGCGGGAACGGGAGCAGAUGCAGCAUCAUCAGCAAAAGGCACACAAUGGAGGAAUGCCCAUGCUAAGACGUUAUCCAAGCACCGUUAUGCACGCUUUGCCCGUCAACCUGUCUCUGCGCUCCAUGCCGCCUCACAUGAACAGCAACGAAAGCAAUGGCAGUUCCAGCAGCAACACUGCAGCUCCUCCGCCCGUUGCUGCGGCCUCCUCCUCGUCCACAACGACCACGCCAACCGGCAAGAAGCCCCGCAAGCCGAACGUUUUUAUAGAUGAUGAAAAGUAUGCCAUGGCCAAGUUGUUGGUGGCCCAAAAUUCAUCGACCAUGGAGAUAGCGCGAGCUCUCAAUGUAUCCCAGAUGACGGCCUGGAAAGUGCGCGAUGCCAUUCUCAAGGGAGUGCCGCUCUCGUAUCGCAAUAAGCGAGCCGAUGGCAGGCAUGCCGAGGAGCAGAUGACGGCCAAGGAGCAACAGCAGCAGCAGCAACAACAGCAGCAACAGCAGCAGCUUGAGCAACGCCAACAGGAGCUGCAGCAGCAGCAGCAACGCCAGCAAGAGCUUCAGCAGCAGCAAGAGUUACAGCGCCAGCAGCUAGAGCAAAUGGAGAUGAUCAAGCAACAGCAGCAGCGUCAGCAGCAACAGCAGCAGCAGCAGCAGGAAUUGCUGCUUCAGCAGCAGCAGCAGCAACAGAUGCGUCACCACCCUCCAGCAGCAGCAGCAGCAGCAGCAGUAUCUGCGGCAGAUACAUCACAUCACUAUCAACAGCAAGCGAAGGCGCUGCAUCCGCGACGUCGUCUAAAGGCCGCCGAACGCGAGCUGCGCGACAAGGAGAUCACGCGUGAAAUACUCGAGCUAAUUAAGGAGGAUAGCAAUAUACAGUACUGGAAGGUAUCUGCACGCUUGGCCGAAAAAGGCAUCAAUAUAUCGCCCUCGUCCGUCUGCCAGAAGCUCAAAUCGAUGGGAAUUCAUCGCCGUUGGAAGCCGGGCGAUAAGCCGCCCAUGUUGGCUAUAAGUCAGCUUAAAGCGGCCACUGCAGCUGCAGCGGCAGCGGCAGCGGCGGCAGCAGCAGCGGCUGCCAGUUUGACAGGAGGAGGAGUACCAGGAGUCCCCGGCGGAGGUGGAGGAGUUCCCGCCGGUAGUGGCUUUGGGUUACCCGCUGAUGAUGGUUAUGAGCCGCAGCAGUUUGACAUGGGUGGGCCACACUUUCUGAGUGCCUUUACGCGUUGAAUAAGCAGCAGCAGCCGUGUAGAUCUAGACACUACACAUGGGUUUGAAGUGAAGGAAAGAAAGAAAUUAAACUUGCAACAAUUUCCAGGAAGGACGGAUAGGGAGAGAGAGAGAGAGAGAAGGGAUAGAGAAAGAGAAAGAGAGAGUUUGUAGGUUUAUUGAUGAAAGGAAAUUAAUUUUUAGAUCAACAGUCUCUUGUUUCGUUCCGUUUCGAUUUGAUAUUCUCUCGUUUCAUAAGUUUGCUUUUAUUUUUCUUUUGUUUUCGUUGCAACUGCAUACACAUAUGAAUAUAUAUACAAAUAUGUAUAUAUAUGUAUCACACAUGAAUCGAAACACAUUAACUUGUAUUUUUUAUAUAGUAUUUGCUGUGGAGGAGAAAGAACAACUUCUUAUUUGUAUUUUGUAACCGAUAUGAGAUAGAUAUAUAUUGUACGAUUCUGUAUUAGAUUUAUGUACACAGGUAUAUCCCAUAUAUGUAUAUAUAUGUAUACAUAUAUACACACACAUGCCCAUUCCAAAACGAGGAACCAUUCGUAGAGCCCUUCCUUUUACCCGUUGAGCAGCUUCUUCCACCCAAAAAAAAAA